UGCAUAUCAAUUGUCUAAGUCAGUAUCAGUACGGAUUGCAAUCGAUUAAGUGCAGUAGCAGUAGCAGCAGCACAGUUUUAAGUGCCCAUCAUUAGAAAAAAAGGCAGCAGCAGUGCUUGGGAAGUGUUCAUCAACGAGAAUCGGGUGCAAGUGUAAUUAUCGAAAUUAAAAAGGGACUCAAAAAACAAGAAGAACCGUGAAGUGCACGCAGACAAAAUGUCACGCAAAAGUACCGUGUUGGAAUAUCUAUUGCUUGCCUCAUUCAUCACCUCCGCACUGUGUGCCGCUACCCGCGGCCAGACCCGCGUCGCCGGGCAGAAGAACGAGAACAGCUGGUUCACUGGUGAGCUGAGCGUGCUGCAGAAGGUCUACGAUGACUGCCAGGAUAAGCAAGAUUUCACCGGUUGCCUUAAGGGCAAAGCCCUGACCGCCAUUUCUCGCGCUGUUGAUAUGGAAUCGGUUCCACUGAUGGAUGGAGUUGCGCUGGUCAAGCAGAAAACACCCGAAAACGUCAGCAUCCCGCUGCUGUCCGAUGCCCGUGCUAUGAGCAGCUUCGGUCUCGGAGAGCUGGACCUCUCGAUCCUGGCCAAGCUGAACAAGUUCUUCCAGACGCACUCCCUGCGCGUUGACAUGCAACAGCCAGCCGGAGCUGCUGCCCGUGGAAACAAGGGCAACAAGCACCACCGCUACAUCAUCGCUGCCGUCCUGACUGCCAUGGGUAUUGCAGGACCCAUCGGUCUCAAGGUUCUCGCUGCCGUCGCCGGUAAGGCUCUGGUCAUCUCCAAGGUUGCCCUCACCAUUGCUGGUAUCCUGGCCCUGAAGAAGAUCUUCGCCCACGAUCGCCAUGAGGAAACCAGCUUCCAGGUGCACGCUGGACAUGAUAACAGACGAACUGCCUACGUAGUCCGCAACCCAGCCAAGAUGGCCGCCAGCGUCGACCCUUACCGGUACUAUUACGAGCAGCAACAGCAACAGCAGCAGCCACAGCAGUACGGCACCAUGUAAACCUCGAUCAACAGAAGUCCGCUAAAAAACGGAACCGAUCGCCGAAACGCAGAAAAGAGAAACAAAACGAGUCCAUUUGUAAAUUAAUAUUUAUUUUUAACUUAUUACCACCAGCGUUGUUAAACUAGUGCUAAGUGCCUAUUGAUUAUUAUUUGUUACGUUACUGAAGCGACCAAAACUCGAAAGUGGCCACAAUUAGCAAGCCCGCCCUGCCUUGAAAACUGUUUCCGUUGCGAUCGAUCAUCUAUUCAGUGAUGAUCACGCGCCGGUCAAGUCAGGACCUAUAGUAGGCAUUGUAAAUUUACUCAAACGAGAAAAAACACAGCAUUGAAGCCAAAAAUUAGUGACAGGAAAUCAGACAGUGAUAAAUCACAUACGAAGACUUAUACAAUACAUACAUACAAACAGAAGACAUACACACAACACACACACAAAACUAACGUUGAACCACCCUAGGUAAGAUUUCAAGUGUUAGCAUUAGGCGAAUCGACUGACAGUUAAUUUAGAUUGGUAACAGAACGACAAUUAGUGCGAGCGCGUGAGAUUUUAACUGGCAGUCAGGUGAACUGAAUUUGAUUAUCGUGUAAGCAAGGACAAAUUGUUCCGACGGUGUGCGCAACCGCAAAUGCGUUGCGCUUGAUCGAUGAAAUAAAAGAAAUGAUGAACGCAGAAUCACAAA
This is a messenger RNA of Armigeres subalbatus, 1684 nucleotides long. RefSeq lists its product as uncharacterized. Lineage: Eukaryota; Metazoa; Arthropoda; Insecta; Diptera; Culicidae. The transcript has 3 exons. The record is from RefSeq and is a predicted model, not a curated record. Gene Ontology annotation, cellular component: membrane. Bases 217 to 1005 code for a protein of 262 amino acids.